Messenger RNA from Hyaloperonospora brassicae, 393 nucleotides. Lineage: Eukaryota; Oomycota; Peronosporomycetes; Peronosporales; Peronosporaceae. The record is from the annotation of a GenBank genome assembly.
AUGGCGGCUCGAGACGGGCGCCCCUCGAGGGUCUUCGUGUCCUUGUUGGCAAGCGCCACGUCCACUGACCUCUUGGCGUACGUGCCGUGCAUGGAAAACAGCGUCAAGUUCUCGGGUGGUGCGGCCGCUGCGCUGCUGGCCAUGCGGUGCGCGGGAAGUCUGCGCUCUGCCUGUGUCGUGGGAGUGCUCUCGGGACUGUUUGCUCACUCGCUGUAUGCCGACGUCCUGCGCAAGAGACGCCGACGCAGGCGAGAGAAACGAAGAGGAGCGGAAACAAGAGGACGACAAGGAGAAGGAGAAGGGGAGAGAGGAGAGAGAGAAAGAGGUAGAGGAGUGGCGGACGACGAGGAGGAAGUAGAGGAGAAGGCGGAGGCAGCAGACGCGGAGACGUGA